AUGAAUCUAAAAUUACACUUCCUAGAUUCUCACAUCGACCACUUUCCUGAGAAUCUUGGGGAUUACAGUGAAGAACAGGGAGAACGUUUUCAUCAAGACAUAAGUGAAAUGGAGACUAGUAGUGUAUUAAGUUUUGUGAUCCGUCAUCGUCGAGAGGUUCCCGAUGUUGUAUUCAGUAACUUGAAAAACCCAUCAUCAACCAAAAAAGGCAAUGAAGCAGAUAUUUCUGAAACGACUACCUCAUCAAAAACAAGUAACAGCAUCGAUACUUUUCAUCAGACAACAGAUGAUAAACAUGAGGUUGAAAAUGAAAUGAGGUGUUAUGGUGAAUUGGGUUGUCUCGAUAUACCAAACAGUUGGUAUCAUUUAAUUUAUCGACCAAUGAAUGUGUUUCCAAUGCCGCGAGAAGUUAUUAACACAAGUUUCAUACUGUAUACAAAUGAUAAUCCUUCCGAGGGCCAACUGCUUGUUGCAAGCAAAAAUAGUUCGUCAAAAGGUUCAAGUUUUGAUCCAAAACGUGAAACAAAAUUCAUUAUACAUGGGUUUAUUGACACGCCACAGAAUGACUGGAUCAAGGACCUUAAAAAUGAAUUACUUCAACAUGACGAUUACAACAUAAUUAUCGUUGAUUGGGCUGGAGGCAGUUUGUUACUACUACAAUACUUUCAAGCAGUUGCGAAUACUAGGCUAGUUGGUUUAGAAAUAGCGCAUCUUAUUAGACAUCUUAAUGCAAACAAUGGAUUGAAAGUUGGUGAUGUCCAUCUUAUAGGCCACAGUCUUGGUGCUCAUAUUGCAGGAUACGCUGGAGCAGAAUUGCAAGGUAAAGUUGGACGUAUUUCAGGGCUAGAUCCUGCAAAGCCCGAUUUUGAGUAUAUGCCAAGUCAUGUACGUUUAGAUCCUACUGAUGCAAUGCUCGUUGAUGUUAUUCAUACUGAUAGUGGUGGUAUUUUUAGAACAGGAAUAAAUCAACCUUGUGGACACUUAGAUUUUUAUCCUAAUGACGGUGAUGAACAGCCAGGAUGUUCAGGUUUGAUUUUUUCGAAGGUCUGUGAUCACAUUCGAGCGAUCGCACUCUAUACUGAAAGUAUUAACUCAAAGUGUCAGUUUUUUGCCAACGAAUGUCAUAGCUACAAAAAAUAUCUUGCUGGUGAAUGUUUUCCUUCUGCAAGCAACAAUAACAGUCUCGGUUAUGGGAUUAUGGGAUAUCAUGCAGAUGAAAGUCCUGCGUUAAUACAGAGUUUGUCAAUGGGCAAACCUGCAAUCAGCUCUAAAUUAAUUGGAUCCAAAUUUUUCAUUUCUACUGGUGACAAAGAUCCUUAUUGCCGAAAACAUUACCGAAUAACAAUUACAUUAGCAAAACCAGAUGAAGCCACUGAUAGGGUUCAAGGAAUAAUAAAUCUCAUAUUCUAUACAGAUGAUGAAAUCACCUAUAAAAUGGAUCUUACUCCAAAUGGUAAUAGGAUAAUGUUAGAGCACGGAGAAACAACACAAAUUGUAGCACUGCAUCCGGGAGGUGAUACAAAUCUCCUCAACAAAAUACGGAAAGUGGAUCUUUUUUGGACUUAUAAUGUCGACACACCUUUACUAUAUUGUUUUUUUUGCAACACUAAACUAUAUGUUGAUAAUAUUAUUGUUGAUGUCAUCAAACUUCCAUCAGAUCAAGGAAAUAAAGAAACAGACUUUUCGAGUAAACUCUGUUCAAUUCAAGGCCCUCAAAAUUUUACAGAAAUAACCAGUGGUUUUAGUGCUACUUUUGUCGAUAAUUGUCAUUAAGAAGGAUACUCCUAUUAUAUAAAAUAUAAUGAAGGAAAGGUGCAAGUUACCUCCACCAUUUAUGUUAUUGUGAGUGAAACUCAUUACUCAACGUUUCAUAUCCACAUAAUUCAAUUUAAUCCACGAAAUGAUUAUUAUUUUAAAGAAACUUAAUUACCUAAAUGAUUAGUGUAAAAAUAUGACGUCACGAUAUUUUUUAUUUCAAUAAAUUGCUCUAAAAUUUCAUACGCUUAUGUUUUGAGUAAUAUUUUGCUGUAACUCUA
Molecule: messenger RNA, 2036 nt
Organism: Microplitis mediator
Lineage: Eukaryota; Metazoa; Arthropoda; Insecta; Hymenoptera; Braconidae
Product: pancreatic lipase-related protein 2-like
Exons: 11
Coding region: 1-1773 (590 amino acids)
Biological process (GO): lipid metabolic process
Molecular function (GO): triacylglycerol lipase activity
Source: RefSeq, a predicted model, not a curated record